Molecule: messenger RNA, 1496 nt
Organism: Balearica regulorum gibbericeps (East African grey crowned-crane)
Lineage: Eukaryota; Metazoa; Chordata; Aves; Gruiformes; Gruidae
Source: RefSeq, a predicted model, not a curated record
AUGGGGUGCCACUCCUUCGCGCUGCUCUUUGACGACAUCGACCCCUGCAUGUGCCAAGCCGACAGAGACGUCUUCCCCUCCCUGGCGCAGGCUCAGGCCUCUGUGGCCAACGAGGUGUACCGGGAGCUGGGCCAACCCUCCAUCUUCCUCUUCUGCCCUACAGGGUGCGUCAGUUCUCGGGCCCCUCCCAGCCCCAGCCAGUCCUGCUACUUGCUGACCCUCGGCCAGGAGCUGCUCCCAGGGAUCGGUGUCAUCUGGACAGGCCCAAAGGUGGUGUCACAGGAGCUCUCGGCCACAAUGCUGGAGGAGGUGGAGGGUGUCCUGCAGCGCCGACCUGUCAUCUGGGACAACCUGUACGCCAACGAUUAUGACUGCAGACGUGUCUUCCUGGGCCCCUACACGGGACGUGCCCACGGCCUCAUGCCCAGGCUCCGUGGACUGCUCCUCAACCCCAACUGCGAGCUCCAGGCCAACUUCAUCCCCAUACACACACUGAGCAGCUGGUUUCAGAGUGAGCUGAGGAGCUGUGCCCACCCUGAUCACGCAGGGAUGGAGACCACAGCAGCUCUGGGGGACAGCCAGGGCCCACAGGAGGGGAGCUACAACCCCCAGGAGGCCUUGGAGCUUGCGCUGCUUGACUGGGUGGCCGAGAUAAACCAGCAGGCCUUGGAGCCAGCACAGCUGGGAGUGCCCAGUCCGCAGGAACCCCGGUGGCUACCGAGACCCUCCACAGCUCAGGCCCCGCAAUCACCACUGACCUCAGAGGAGGCCGGGUCCAGCCCCAUGGCCCUGCUGACCCUGGAGGAGGCUGGGUCUGGCCCCCUGGUACCACUGACUCCCAAGGAGGCCAGGACCAGCCCCCCAGCACCAGUGACCCCAAAGGAAGCCAGGUCCAGCCCCACAGCACCGAUGACCCCAGAAGAGGCCAGGUCCAGCCCCAUGACACUGCUGACCCCAGAGGAGGCUGGGUCUGUCCCUACGGCACUGGUGACCCUCAAGGAGGCCAGGUCCAACCCCACAGCACCACUGACUCUGGGGGAGGUGCGGAUGCUGGUGGAGCUCUUCUACCUGCCCUACCAUCAUGGGCCACAGGCGCAGCAUCUCCUGGAGCACUUUCGGUGGCUCCGGGCAAACAGCCUCAGUGGCACGCAGUGGCGUGGCCGAGCCCAGUCCUUCCAGCUCCUCUGCGCUCAGAUAUGCCGUCUGCACAGCCGUUUCGUCAGCAGCGCUGGACGGGCACUGCUCUAUGAUCUCCACCCCUACCUCUGGGACAUCCGCAACAUGCUGCUGGCCACCAGUGCCUUCAUCCUCUGGCUGGGGUGCCAGAGCAUCACUGCCCCGAUCCUGCUGGGGGGGGACGCUGAACCCUGGACACGUCGUGGGGGCCUCUUUGGAGAACUGCAGGGAGAGCUGUACCGAAUGUGCCGGGAGAGUUUGGACUGUGACCCCAAAGUCGCAGACAUCCUUGCGGCCCAUCCCGAUCUCCUCGGUGACAG